GUGAACGCACCAUGACACUGGCAGCUAGCCUAGCCGGCUAACUUUUGCUAAUCUGAUUUAUCGCCUGAGUUAAGCACACGUAACGUGAGCCAGGAUUAUCAAAUUUCAGUUUUCCACAUCCAGCGUUUAACACACUAUCUACCUGACGCCGAACAACCACUCCGCACAAAAAUGGCAUCGCUUGGGGAGCCCGUGCGACUGGAAAGAGACAUAAACCGUGCUAUUGAACUGCUUGAUAAGCUCCAGAGGACAGGAGAGGUGCCUCCUCAGAAGCUGCAGGCACUGCAGAGGGUCUUACAGAGUGAAUUCUGUAACGCUGUCAGAGAAGUUUAUGAGCACGUGUAUGAAACAGUGGACAUCAAUAGCAGUCCGGAGGUCAGGGCCAAUGCCACAGCUAAGGCUACUGUGGCAGCUUUUGCAGCGAGUGAGGGACACUCACAUCCACGUGUUGUGGAACUGCCCAAGACAGAAGAAGGCCUGGGAUUCAACAUAAUGGGCGGAAAGGAGCAAAACUCCCCGAUUUACAUCUCGCGGAUCAUCCCAGGAGGCAUCGCUGACCGCCACGGAGGCCUGAAGAGAGGCGACCAGCUUCUCUCUGUUAAUGGGGUGAGCGUCGAAGGUGAGCACCACGAGAAAGCGGUGGAACUCCUCAAAGCAGCUCAGGGCACGGUCAAGCUGGUCGUGAGGUACACGCCCAGAGUCCUGGAGGAAAUGGAGUCACGCUUCGAGAAAAUGAGGUCGGCAAAGCGUCGGCAACAGAACAACUUCCCCAAGUAGGAUUUGUCCCCAUCGGUGGCCGGCUCCCCACCUCUCUUUUUUUUUUUUAACCCCCCCCCGCCCGAAACCACAGCACAUGUAAGUUCAAACAGUAGUUGCCGCUCACACAUUCUGUACAUUAUGCCUCUGCUCAUCUUUGUAGCCUUUUUAAUAUUCACCAUUGUUACCAUACUAGACACUAGGACUCUCCAUGAGCACUAGGAUCAUUGAUGAUGGUUGCCAGUGUAGGCGGUCUCUCACACAUGUGCAUUAUUUUUGAAUUGGACAGUUUGAAUGCAACUCUGAGGCCAUCUGCAGAGCUCCUGUGACUGGAACGGUAGUGUUUGUAAAAAAACAAAAAACACAGACACUACCAAGUGCCUCAGGGCAAACACAUUUAUCUUCUGUGUGUUGUUUUAAUGGUUUAAAGUCAAAUGCCGGUUAUUAAAUGGCUGUGGCAGGGAUUACUACAUGAUUUCUCUCAAGUAAUAUUGUCAUUUUUAUGGCCACUGCACAUGCAGAUACAGAGUAGCUGAGAGCUUUGGAGGAGCUGAUGUUGAAUUGUCCAAAAGAAAUAUGUUUAAUAAGGGAAACCACUGUAAGGUCACUCUAAAUCAAAGGACGUGGAUUGUCUGUAAGGUUUGUAUCUGGCAAAGUUUUCACACUAUGAAAGAAUUCAGCAGGUGCUAACACUAAUGUCUCAGCUAACUGUCGACUUAAUUCCUGCCGUCAGUCACUCGCAUGUUUACGUUUGUGGAAGUCGUAAACCUUUAUGAUUUAUUUGUCUUGACACAGAUCAGGAAUUACCGCUCCGUUAUUGCAACGGUACUUUGGACAAGUCAGUUUCUUUGCUAAAAAAAAAGAAAGAAAAGAAAAACUGCUUGUUCAUAUUAUUCGCAUCAUUUAGUGCAGAGCAAAGUAAGACAUGCGUCGUAUCUCGUGACUUGGAUGAAAGCUUUACUGAAUGAAGUGGCGUUUUUAGGGCAUCGCAUUGUAAAUCUGCCAUUUUGUUACUCCACGUCUUACUCAAAAUAAAACAUGCAACCUAUGAAGCUUUUGGUACUUUUAUAUCCUGGAAUCAUUAAUAUACUAUUAACGAGUAAUAAUUGCACCCAUCAGACCAGACCUUGUGUAAGCAUUAAGAUUUAAAGACGAAACUAAGGCUACAUUUCAUUGAUUUAGUGGAGCAUUAUUUUCCUAUCUAAGAUUAAAAACAAUUCCAGGGACCACCUUAUGAUUUAGAAUUAGAGUAAUUUGGUGAUAAAUUGUUCAAGUGUAAAGUAAUUUAAAGAAACAAUGAAGGCAUUUAAUGAAUGAAUUUUACCCCAGAGAACCACUGAUUGUCCUGUAACUCCACAUUUAUUACACAGAAAGCACACAAUAGCAUUAAGAUAAUCGCGAUAAUGACACGUGAUAUUUUAUUACUGAAUACUGCCACUGUCAUUAGCAGUGCUGAUAUGAUGCCAAACCUGUGUCAAUAACCCUCAAUAAUACUGUAUCACAAUCCCACGUAACAGCAUGUAAACAAAGUUUUAUGUGCGUUUGCAGAAUUAAUUGAUAUUGUAUUGAUAUUCCAUGUAUUUCACUCACCUCAGCAUGGACACGGAUUUCUCUACGAUAUUUAAUGAUUGCUUUUCUUGCUUUUCCAUUUCAGUGUAAUGAUUGUGUGUUGAAGCCCCUCCUCGUUCAGUCUUCCAGUGUUUGGGAAGAGCGUUUUUUUUUUUUAAUGUAUAGUUUCCAUGGUAGAUGCAGUAUCUUGUAUAUAGCACAUACACUAGGCUUUAGCUACAGUAUGUAAGCCAUACUAUUGUCCAGUCUCAGGAUCAACAAAGGAAGGUGGUAACAAUUAUUUAUCUAACUGGUGAGGAAUUUAAAUCAGCGGUGGAGAAAAACACAAUUUCUUUGUAAAACUAAAACUCUUCAGUCUGUCUUUGAGUUUCCUGCUCACAUGUCCUCUGAUGUUUUUUUUUUCUUUGAAUGCAGUAUAUUGUUAAAUGGAUCAUAUCCAGUCGAGUGUGUCACUUUGCAAGUGUUUUGUUCAACCCGACGUGAUAUAAUGACCAUAAACGGCUGUACAGUUGUCGUGACCCAGACAUCUGAAAGUAGGUCCACUUAAUGCUUUCCAUUUGACUUUGUGUUGUAGUUACUCCAGAGCUUUUUAUUCUUUGUUUUCAUUUUGGUCGUUUUUUUCCCACUAUCUUAUCGAAAAUGUUGUUUCACGAUUAUUAUUAUUAUUAUCAGUGCGUUGAAUUUUUUUUCCCCCCACAAGACGAUUAGUCAGUCAUUUUUGUGUCAGUACAGCAAAAAGUUGUCUUAUUUUUCUCUGUUAUAGUCAACAUACAUUAACUGGUGGCUGUUUAUUAUCACUAGUUAUGUUUACAUGUGGAAAAUGUCUGCAUUCCAUAUGGAUUAUUUUCCGACUGGCAUUUACAGCUUCGUUCCCCCGUUGUUGCACGUGUCCGCUCGUCCCUUCACUGUCCGCUAUCCGCCUCAUUUUCCCCUCUUCUUCCUUCCGCGUCUGAAUUUUCUUCCCUUUUCCCGCAGUAGCAAAAAGGAAAUAUGUCACCAAACCAGGAAGUCACCGGCCACUUGUGUCCAUGUAAACAUAGCUACUGAGUCGGAUUUUUUUUUUUUACUAUGUUCACAAAAUAACAUGCCAGCAAAUUAAAUAUUGCAAAAAAAAUAGCGGAUAAAUUCGGUGUGCUCCCCUUUAAACCAUUUUAAUCUUGUAAAAAAUUGCUGAAUUGUCCGAAGCAGAUCAACUAUCUAUGCAAGAUCAUCUAAAAAACUUUGAAAAUCUCUUGUUUUGGUGCAAAAAAACCCGAUUGUUUUUCCUCGAGAAUGUUAUGAAAUAUAGGAGUUACACGAUGCACGACGAGGCAUUUUCAGUGUCCGUCGUCGCAGCGUGCUCAUUUUGAUCGCCGUCGCCGUUUGAUUUCAGCCUUUCUCUCUUAAUUCAUGAUUGUGCGGAUGCAUGUGGAAGAACAGGCUUCUGUGAAAGUGUGAUUAGCAGUAGACGACGCCAUAGCUUUUCUUUGAGCGUACCAUUACGUUGAGGCAGAAUAAAGUGGGUAUGUACAUAGAAGUUGAAAUGUCUUAAUAUAAUGUAUAGUUUGCCCCUUGUUUGUAGAUUGUUUUUAUCCAAUAGUAGAUAUUUAUCUUCACCGCUCAUGUAUAGUAAUUCCAGGAAAAGAAAUGUAAUGAGACUCACACUGAAUGUCACUGCUCAUCAUUUUGUGAAGUACUCCUCAACUUUCUACCAGUUUUCAUUUUCUAUAUAUUGGAAUGGUCUAUAAAAAUAUUUUUUAUAAUAGUUUUGUUUUGAUAUUUUUCUCAAUUUUUAUAAGUGUUUUUUUCCUAGUCAAAUACCAGGAUUAAUAAUAGUAAUAAUAAUAAUACUAGUAAUAAUAAUAAUAGGUACUGGUGUACCAGGGCCGUAUCAGCGGAGCCUCUCUGAGAAGCUGCACUGAUGUAGAACGUGUGAAUAAUAAUAAUGUCCUCGGUGAGCAUGUUCUUUUCCGAGACCCGAACCGAUUUAUCUUUUCUUUUUAGUACAGUAAAACCAAACUUGCAACAUUUGUGGACGUUUUGAAAUCUUUUAGUCGGUGCUUGUUUCCGGAUUAAUAUCUGUAGACCUUGUCGUGUUAUCUUGUGUUAUCUAAUUUACCGUGUUUCAUUGAUGUGGAAUGUAAAAUGUGAUGUAGAACCAUGAUCAGACUGGAGGAUAAAUAAAUAUUGCUAAAAACA
Solea solea (common sole) is the source of this 4503-nucleotide messenger RNA. It is a transcript of the gene lin7c, whose product is annotated as lin-7 homolog C (C. elegans). The transcript is spliced from 5 exons. Lineage: Eukaryota; Metazoa; Chordata; Actinopteri; Pleuronectiformes; Soleidae. Bases 172 to 777 code for a protein of 201 amino acids. Gene Ontology annotation, cellular component: basolateral plasma membrane; MPP7-DLG1-LIN7 complex; cell-cell junction. The record is from RefSeq and is a predicted model, not a curated record. Gene Ontology annotation, biological process: neurotransmitter secretion; protein localization to basolateral plasma membrane; maintenance of epithelial cell apical/basal polarity. Gene Ontology annotation, molecular function: L27 domain binding.